GCGGCGGGCGCGGAGCUGGAUGGGGACCUCGAGGAGCGGCGGCUGCGGCCGGAGGCGGGGGCCUUCCUGGCGAGCGAGCAUCAGCACAUCCGCUACAACCCGCUGCAGGAUGAGUGGGUGCUGGUGUCCGCCCACCGAAUGAAGCGACCCUGGCAGGGGCAGGUGGACCCCCUCCCCACUGAGGACGUACCUCGGCAUGACCCCCACAACCCCCUCUGUCCCGGGGCAAUUCGGGCCAAUGGCGAGGUGAAUCCCUACUACGAGGGCACCUUCCUGUUCAACAAUGACUUCCCUGCCCUGCAGCCUGAUGCCCCUAGUCCUGGACCCAGUGAACACCCACUAUUCCGAGCUGAAGCUGCCCGAGGAGUUUGUAAGGUCCUGUGUUUCCAUCCCUGGUCCGAUAUCACACUGCCGCUCAUGUCUAUACCUGAGAUCCGAGCUGUCAUUGAUACAUGGGCCUCAGUCACGGAGGAGUUGGGUGCUCAGUACCCCUGGGUACAGAUCUUUGAGAACAAAGGAGCCAUGAUGGGCUGUUCCAACCCCCACCCCCACUGUCAGGUGUGGGCUAGCAGCUUCUUGCCAGACAUGGCCCAGCGGGAGGAACGAAGCCAGAGGGCCUAUCAAAAGCAGCAUGGAGGUCCCAUGCUUUUGGAGUAUGGGCGUCAGGAAGCUGAGAGAAAGGAGCGAGUGGUCCUAGAGAGUGAACACUGGCUGGUGCUGGUGCCCUUCUGGGCUGUCUGGCCUUUCCAGACGCUGUUGCUGCCACGGAGACAUGUGAAGAGGCUCCCAGAGCUGAGCUCUGUAGAACGAGAUGAUCUGGCUUGCAUCAUGAAGAAGCUGCUGACCAAAUAUGACAACCUAUUUGAGACAUCCUUCCCGUAUUCCAUGGGCUGGCAUGGUGCCCCAACUGGGGCUGAGGCUGGGGCUGAUUGUGACCACUGGCAGCUCCACGCCCACUACUAUCCACCACUGCUUCGAUCAGGCACCAUCCGAAAGUUCAUGGUUGGUUAUGAGAUGCUGGCCCAGGCUCAAAGGGACCUGACCCCAGAGCAGGCUGCAGAGCGAUUGAGGGCACUACCAGAAGAUCAUUAUAGGCUUCGACAGAAGGACUCGUCCUGACCAUGGUCCUCAGUUAGGACUGGUUCCAAGCUGUCAUCUACCUCCCCCACCCCCAAUUUGCUUCAACCCCCUUAUCUC
Messenger RNA from Vombatus ursinus (common wombat), 1197 nucleotides. It is a transcript of the gene GALT, whose product is annotated as galactose-1-phosphate uridylyltransferase. Gene Ontology annotation, molecular function: zinc ion binding; UDP-glucose:hexose-1-phosphate uridylyltransferase activity. The record is from RefSeq and is a predicted model, not a curated record. The coding region runs from base 139 to 1119 and encodes 326 amino acids. The transcript has 11 exons. NCBI's taxonomy places the organism in Eukaryota, Metazoa, Chordata, Mammalia, Diprotodontia, Vombatidae. Gene Ontology annotation, cellular component: cytoplasm. Gene Ontology annotation, biological process: beta-D-galactose catabolic process via UDP-galactose, Leloir pathway.